UAUUUUUCUCAGCACCCAUGUUUGGCACCAGCAAACUCGCUGCGGCGAUUGAGCGAUGCACGAACGAAACGCAGCCCAGCGAGGAUUGGAACCUCAUCCUUGAAAUUUGCGACCAGAUCAAGCACACUGACACUGGUCCCAAGGAAGCCAUCAAGACCAUUCAAAAGCGGCUGAGCAACAAGAAUGCCAGUGUGAUUUACUUUACGCUCGUGUUGCUCGAGGCAUGCGUCAAGAACGCCGGCGAGCGGUUUCAUGCUGAAAUCGCCAACCAAGAGUUUCUCAACUUUCUGGUCAAGCUGGUGCAGCCUAAAAGCCCCAUUCCGGCACGAUCGCGCGAGAAGAUUCUCGAACUCUUGCAGUCGUGGUCGGACAAUUUGGGACACCAGCACGAGUAUGCUCUGAUCAAGGAGACUGUUCGCAAGCUGCGUGACGAGGGAAUUGAGUUUCCCGCCCAGGACAUGGAUGCCAUGUCACCCAUUCACACACCUCAAGCCCACGCAAUGCCGUCCCCUUCACGCCCGACUGCUGCAGCUGCCACACUCUCGACAUAUCCGACUUCGUCGCCACCUUCAGACCGAGGCGGGUUUGCCACAAUGUCUGACAGCUCACCCGGAGCAAACGCUUAUUCCCGCGCGCAACAGCCUCCAUCGCAGCCUCAGCCGCAACCACACCCGCAACCGACGUUCAAACUCAAGCUGGAGCCUCACCAGCGUGCAAAGCUGACGACCGAGUUUGGGGUGGUGACUGAGAACUGCAAUCUCUUCCGCGAAGUCGUGUCGGCACAGCAGCCAAACGAGCCGAUCGAGUCGUUCACUCUUGAACUCAAAGAGACGCUUGAAGCAAUGCAAUCUCGCAUCAUGGCGCUCGUCGAGCAGGUUUUGGAUGAAGAUAUUAUUGUCACCUUGCUCAGUCUGAACGACAAGCUGAACACUGCGUUGGGUCAGUUUGCCGCACUUACACCGGGCCACCAACGGACUCAGCAAGGAUUCAAUGGCCCGCCGCAGAGUGCGUACCCAGCGGCGCGAUCAGGGUUUGCGAGCAGUCAGCAGCAGCAGCAGCAGCAGCCUGGGCACGCAACGCCAACAACAUACGCACCAUCGCCGGCAGCUUCGUCUGCACCCGCGGAGCCGCAGUUGAUUGACUUUGACUCUAUGCCGCUUGCCACCAGCGCUAGCGCCCCACAGCCGCCAGCAACGCGCACUGCUUCGUCUGACGCACCGCGACCAGGCUCUGCAUUCCUUGCCAAUCCCUUCGCGUCCACUGGUUCUACAUAUGACGACAACAUGGAAGCACCAUCCAUGGGCUCGCUUGCCGGCGCGAUGAGUGCGCGUGCCAACCUGGUUGCUGGACAAGCACCACCCGCCGAGGAUGAUGCUUUUUCGCAGUUGGCCUCAUCAAGACUGUCGGCUCGUGCUUCUACUCCAUCGAGCAGCCCUCCACAACAAUCAACGCCUUUACCGACUGCUCCCGGUCAGUCCUCGAUUUCGACUGCUGACUUUGACGACUUCCUUGCCGAGCGUGGGUUUUCUUCCAAAAAGUCGUCGACGACGACACUCUUAACUGCACCUCCAGCAAACACUCAAAACCGUCGCCAGCUUAAUCUCGAAGAGCAGGACGAGGACAUGUUUGGACUUUGAAGUGUGUGAUUUGGUUUUUGUCGCUGUUUUUUUUUGGUAUUUUUUUCCUUGCUAGUGUUGUGUUUGACUGCAUCACCCCCCUCUCUGCUUUUGAGAACAAGUCUGAGCAGCAGUGCAACUCGUUUUUCUGUUUCGUUUCUCAUACAACCGUUCUAAUGUUUCAAAGUCUUACAGUGCAUUCUGCUUUCCAU
Messenger RNA from Capsaspora owczarzaki ATCC 30864, 1828 nucleotides. RefSeq lists its product as hypothetical. The record is from RefSeq and is a predicted model, not a curated record. Gene Ontology annotation, biological process: signal transduction. Lineage: Eukaryota; Filasterea; Ministeriida; Capsasporidae. Gene Ontology annotation, cellular component: membrane; endosome. Gene Ontology annotation, molecular function: ubiquitin binding; phosphatidylinositol binding; clathrin binding. The transcript has 11 exons. The coding region runs from base 18 to 1637 and encodes 539 amino acids.